UCUAAAUUCGCUCUUCGCGCUCAGGUCAGAGCCAGGAGCUUCGCUUCAUCACGCUCCUGCCGAAUAUUCUGCCGCAGCAGUCCUGAGACGACGGCCGUAGCAGGAAGCGGGAGAGAAAAUAACAUGACGGACACGACGCAUUUAUAAACGACGGCGGCGUCGACACGUGCUUUCGCGUCCACGCGACCGACGGAUUCUUCACGUCUUGCAGGUGGUUUUUUCGCCCGACUUGAUUGACUUUCGGAUUGAAUUUUUUUUUAAUUGAAUUUUAGUACUUAAUAUUGAUUGGCGUGUUAUUGUUAAUAUGUUGAGAGACGAAAAAACAAUUAAGAGAUUUGGUAAUAAGGGAGUUAAUUGGUGCGGGCUGCACGGACGGGAUUUCUUGUGACAUCUUAGGAAAGGUGAUAAUAAAAGAUGCCUUCGAAAAUGACAAACAGCGGCAGCCAAUGCCAUAUGGUGGAGCAACCGAGUUGGUCCAGUCCAUCUGCCAGCCCAUCACCACCGCCUCCACCGCUACCGCCCCCAGUCGUCGCCAGAUGGGCCAGAACUGAACAAAAUAGCACCGAUUCCUGCCCACAUUGUAGAGGAAGAUUGGCUUCUUUGCCUACUAGAACUACCAGUCUUAGUAGUUAUAGUUGCAAAGAUAGAAGCACCCCAUUACCCCGCCCUCUAGACGACGAAGACUCAUUUCAUGUGAUCUGUGAUAGAGAACUGCACUCGCUACAUCGAAACAUACCAGCUUUACGCAGAAGGGACAUGGACAUUACCAUGAUAAAACAGCAUUACUACCCGGAAGGUGGUUGGGGUUGGCUGGUAUGUGGAGCGGCAUUUCUAGCUCACCUGCUAACUUCCGGUAUGCAACUCGCCUUCGGACUGUUAUAUUUAUAUACCAUAAAAUUUCUAAUUAAAACAAAGAGCGAACAUGAAAAGGAGUUUUACGUGAUGGCCACUGCCUGGUUGGGAGCCAUAUGCCUGUGUGUAUCCUUUACCACCUCUCCACUAAUUGUUGCAGUAUGUAGAAGAAAAUCCACAAGACUAGCAGCGUUUAUAGGAGGUUUAGUCAUGGCUCUGGCCUGCCUUUUCACCUCUUUUGCCGUUAAGUUUCACCAGGCUCUUCUGAGCUACGGACUAGUCUUAGGUUUGGGUUCUGGUAUAGUCCGAGAAACAUCCACGAUAGUCCUGGGACAUUACUUCAAACGUAGAAGGGAAUUUGUCGAAAUGGUCGCGCAGGCUGGCACCGGCGUGGGAAUAGCACUUUUUUCUGUCCUUUAUAAAGAAGGCAUUGGCAAACUGGGUUGGCGUUUAGGCCUACAAGCGAUAACGGGCCUGCUCGCCUUAGCCUUCUUUUUGCCAAUAGUAUACCGGUCGGCCAACUUGUAUCAUCCGCAAAGGCGCGCCAUCACCCACCUGAAGAACCAGCGGCGCAAGAUGAAAGAGAAGAAGAGUUCGAAGGUCAAAAAACCACCGGUGUUCGAUUUUAGCCCGUUGAAGAGCCGGGGUUUGAGAGUGAUUAUGCUCAGUUGCGGUUUUGGAGCAUUAGGGAUCUAUGCACCGGUAUUUUAUUUGGUCUAUCAAGGAUUCAGAGAAGGUUUGGAAGAUAGCGCCCUGGUUCUUCUCCAGACUUUUAUGGGAUUUGCCUCCGCACUGGGUUGCGUUGGUUUUGGCCUUAUAACCGUUAAACCGAGUACCCAGUGCCUAAUAUCCAGGCAGUAUCUAUGCCAAACUGCCCUAAUAGGAAUAGGAAUAUCGUUGUUGGCACUCAGCGCUGUCCAAGGGUACCAUGGGUACGUCCUGUUUGUUUGGCUGUAUGGGAUCUGUUUGGGUGGAUUCACUUAUUCCUUAAAAGCGUUUGCUUUGGAACGUAUUAAGAAUAAACAUUUCACAAAGGCCUGGAGUUUUAUACAAGGAGCGAAGUCGAUACCAGUUCUGUUGGGCAUCCCUUUGACUGGUUAUAUUAAUCAGACUUAUCCUAAGGCUGGAUAUUAUUUUAGUUUUUCUGCUACUUUAAUAGGAGCAUGUCUAAUGUUCCUAGUAGGCACCAAAAAGGAACCCAUAAGCCUCCAACCGAGUCCUGCUGCAAACAAUUGCAACCUGAACAACUGUGCAGUCGCCAAUUUAAAUGAGUGCGUAUGCAGUGCUGCCACAUACAACGGAGUGUGUGCGGCAACACCUGAGCUGAUGCCUUACAGAUUUUGUCGUCAAGGUAGUAACCAUUAUGAGAGGGUGUUUGCCAAUUACGAUGAUUGUCAUAGUAAGGGCUCACUUCUAGGAACUCCUCACAGGCAUUCGUAUAGACCAAAACCUGGUCCGGAAAUUCACUAUUUGCCAAAAUCUUUGAGUUAUGCGGCCAAUAUUGAUCAUUCGGUGUAUCAUACGCCGAGCAAGAGUCAGCACCACGUUCCAGUGUUGGCCAACGUUAAUAAUGGUUCCAGCCAUCAGGAUUUGGUCAGAUUCUCUUCAUUACCUAGGCCCCAGCAUAGGGGGAUUUUGAGGCCAAGCAAAAGUGUUCCUGAGGGAUUGUCUAGAUGGGAGUAUUGUGGAUCCUACAGACGCCCAAUAGUUAGAAACGUUCAAGUUAUCGAGCAAAUUACAACGUCAGUUUAGUACCUCUACGACUUAUUCAUUAAAUCUUUGUAAUAUAAAAGCCGCGUUUUCAUAUGAAGUUUUUAGAUUUUAAUAUUUAAAAAAAAAUUAUUUAAUCGCGUCAAAUUAUCCAUAUAAGCUAAUAAUUGUUUUGGACCAAAAUGUUUAUAAAUUUCCCUUCAAACAAACCUAUGCCAAAGAUAAUGUAAGAGUGAUUUAUUUAUUUUGCAUAUCAAUUAAAGUAAAUUAGUGUUUUUGUUUUGAAAAAAGCAAUACUAUAUGGUUGUGAUAUAAAAAUUACAGAAAAUCUCAUAUUAAUAUUAUUAACAGCAAAUAUAGCCACUACAUUAUAUAG
This is a messenger RNA of Anthonomus grandis grandis, 2938 nucleotides long. Its product is annotated as monocarboxylate transporter 2-like. Lineage: Eukaryota; Metazoa; Arthropoda; Insecta; Coleoptera; Curculionidae. The record is from RefSeq and is a predicted model, not a curated record. The transcript has 12 exons. Gene Ontology annotation, biological process: transmembrane transport. Gene Ontology annotation, molecular function: monocarboxylic acid transmembrane transporter activity. The coding region runs from base 415 to 2604 and encodes 729 amino acids.